AUGCCGCUCACCAGAGCACUUUCGGCACGUUUGCGAACGCGCUCACAACGACAGUCGGCGCCAAGCGCGAUGGAUCAAUCAGCCAACGACGACGUCAUGGCGCUCAAGUCGCAGGCAAAGCUCGCCUCAUCUAGCAGCACGAGUCUGGGCAGCGCGACUGGUGCUCUUGUGGCUGGCGCCCUUGGUCAACUCAACGUUCAACAAUCCGCCAGCAAGCGCACAUCUUGUUGCUCCACCGCUUCGACCCCGACUCUGGCUUCUACCGAUUCGACGCCGUCCAGACCGCGAUACGUGCGAGGAGGUAGCAGCCGAUUCUCGUCUCGGUCGUCCACCUCAUCGCGACGCUCGAUUCUGGGCAGCUCUGAUCUGGGCGAUUCUUCCGACGAUGAGAACGACGGAUCCAGCCGUUCGCGUAGAAUAGGGGGAUGCUCUUCCAUUUCUUCAACCGCUGAUCGACCCGACGACAGCAACAAGGAGAACAUCGCUCCCUUUCGCUGUGCCUCACAAGACGUGCUGGACAGCGAAGCUCGUGAUGCGCAGCAAGAAGAUGCGAUUCGUCGUACCACCUCCACCACCUCGUCUCGACGUAGCAGUCUCAUGGAGCGACAGACUUUCACAGCACCUCGUCGCCUCAGCCGUAGCUCUACCACCUCGGACCUCUCCGCAUCUUCAGCUUGCCUCAAGAUUGUCGGCUCUGCGCAACAAGACUAG
Messenger RNA from Mycosarcoma maydis (corn smut), 711 nucleotides. RefSeq lists its product as uncharacterized. NCBI's taxonomy places the organism in Eukaryota, Fungi, Basidiomycota, Ustilaginomycetes, Ustilaginales. The transcript has 2 exons. The record is from RefSeq and is a predicted model, not a curated record. Bases 1 to 711 code for a protein of 236 amino acids.